UCCCUCCGCGAAAUAAGUUCAAUCCCCAAGGUGUGAACGUACUUGUACAUAUUGUGCCUAGGUGCGAUACCUACGGUAGCCGUAGGUAACCUCACCUGCAGCCAUGGAACUUGAUAUAGCGCAGGCAAAGCAACCGGCACGUGCUAUCGAGCAGGUCACUGUCACGGAAAAUCACCGGUUUGUUUCUUGAACACGAACAGUGACCCCUUUUGGCACAACGCACCAUACCCCUAACCCUGAUGGAUUUGGCCCCCAAGUAGCAGCGUAGCCCUUUCCCCAGCUCGAGUCCUACCCGACUGAGUGACUCAACAACUGUUGCACACAGGCAGGCAUCACCGGGCACAUUUAGAGUCCUCAUAAUUUAUCAUGGAAAACAGUCCCAACUUUCGCAUCGCCGCUGAGCUUUACAGCGCACUUUCCCUUCCGGCAUCGACGGAUAAGGAACCCCACAGCAUCCGCUUGAUAACCCUCGAGCAAUCGACGGGAAAGUUCAAGAUCAGCUGUCGGCUCCGGGCAGUCCCUUUCGAGGAUGCCGCUACGAAUGGCUACUUUGCCCUGUCUUACGUAUGGGGAGAUGCAACCAUCACAGAGACCAUCGAGGUCAAUGGACUCCCAUUUCAGGCCACCGCUAACCUCGUCGCCGCCCUUCAAUGGUAUUCAACCUCCGAAUUGGCCAGCUACCCCAUCUGGGUCGAUGCCAUUUGCAUCAACCAGUGCGAUAUCCCCGAGCGCAACGCCCAGGUCCGCUUCAUGGGCAUGAUUUAUACCUGUGCCUGGGAGGCACUCUGUUUUCUCGGCCCCGAAGCAGACGCGUUGGACGCUGCAACAUUCCACCUCAUCAACGCCCUCGCUCAGGAUCUGAAGGACCCGGAUAUGCUGGGUGAAGAUCCACCGCUGACGCCGCUCAAGGACCCUGUCUACUCCGUUCUGAUUAGCCGUCUCAACAACAUACCCCUCCUGCGGACGCCGGUUCUAUACGACAGAGUCUACUGGACGCGUCUCUGGACGUUCCAGGAAGUCGUUCUCGCGCCGGCGGCAAGACUGAUUGCUGGUGCCUGCACAUGCUACUUUCAGGACCUGGAGGAAAUCUUGCAUUGGGUCCACACCGAACCCAGAGAGACCCUAAUCCGGCGGGGAAAGACUCCCGACGGAGUGUCGACGGACGUUUGGAACUUUAUCUCGGAGCUAUACUUUGACGUGACUGCCUACUGGACCACCGAUGUUUCGCAGACUCGCCAAGACCUGCGAGCCAGAAACUUGACGGAGGAUAAGUUGCGCAAUGCCGCUGUCGCUCGGACCGUGGCAAGGGGCUGCUACGACCCGAGAGACAAGCUUUACGGCCUCGCCGGCAUCAUUGACAUUGGUAUCGAGGUCGACUAUGCAGUUUCUGUCGCCACGGUAUACACGAGAUUUGCCUCGGACAUCGUUUCCAAGUCUGACGAUCUCUACUUCAUUUUUGGCUUCGUCGUCAACGGCCAGCUGGACUCAAAGUUCGGCUUGCCCUCGUGGGUUCCCAACUACACUUCUCCCCGGUACUUCCAUCCGUUCCGUCUGGGAGCUUCCGCAAACCUGAACGCGCCAUCCACCGCCAAGCAGGUCACCAUCAACGGCAAUCUUCUUCGACUCUGGGGCGUAACCGUCGACGUGGUCAGCGACGUGAUGCCAGCAGAGUCUGGGCCCGAGGCUACUUUUCCUCCCAACAAUGAGUGGACGCGCUCUCGCACCGCCGGCGUUGCUCAGUUUCUUCUCCGUCGCAAUGCUCGGACGAUUCUGAGUGAGACGUUGACUGAGCCAGGCGGCCAGCUCCUCUACCGGACGGGAACUCCCCUGUUGCAAGCUGUGCUACGCUUGAUAGGCGAUGACAUUUUCACGCGGUUUGGCAUGUUUUCGACCGCACCCCACUCGGUUAUUAGGCCAGAAACGCUUCCCAUGUUGGUCGAUUCUCUGAUCUCGUCGGACCCCUCGGUCGGGCAAGACAUGGCACAGCUGUGGCUCGAUCGGGAUCCUGUCGACGAAUGCAAAGUCAAGGACACCCUCUCUAGCGUUCUCGACCCGCUACGCACUGAAUCUCCUCGGACAGAAGAUGUCAUCCGAGCCGCGAGUGCUGCCUAUGAUCCACAGGUUCUCUCCCAGAGAUUGGGGCAAUUUCCCUUUGUUCAGAGCGACUUGACGGUUCCCUUUCACACUGAGACCGGGUACAUAGGGUAUGGGUUACGGGGCGUGCAGCAAGGUGAUGUUGUAACGGUGAUCGGGUCGUGCUCCAUGCCUGUGAUCUUGCGAAAGGCCGCCGACGGGAGCGACCGCUAUACCCUUGUCUCAAUGUGCCACGUUAUCGGCCUUAGGUCCGGGGAAGCGUGGAAGGGUGAUCGCAGUGUGAAUUUACAGGAGUUCAACAUUGUAUAAUGCCUCAAGUUCCCAACUUCCAAGAGUUCAAUCGAAACCAAAACAGAAUAAAGCAAGCCGAAGAAUUUGUGCACAAACAAAAAGCUUGUCUCUCAUAAGAGCCCGAUGGGAAAUACAUCAACCCCUCCAAGAGCCUACAAGGGGACCAAUAUUGAACUGCGUCGCCGUCAUGGAAGUUCUGGGAGAGCUUACUAGGUGGAGAUGAAGCGAAAUUUGCUGGAUUCUGG
Canariomyces notabilis is the source of this 2630-nucleotide messenger RNA. RefSeq lists its product as uncharacterized. The coding region runs from base 367 to 2403 and encodes 678 amino acids. The transcript is spliced from 2 exons. NCBI's taxonomy places the organism in Eukaryota, Fungi, Ascomycota, Sordariomycetes, Sordariales, Chaetomiaceae. The record is from RefSeq and is a predicted model, not a curated record.